Messenger RNA from Piliocolobus tephrosceles (Ugandan red Colobus), 1610 nucleotides. RefSeq names its product germinal center associated signaling and motility like (gene GCSAML). Gene Ontology annotation, biological process: regulation of B cell receptor signaling pathway; regulation of lymphocyte migration. The transcript is spliced from 5 exons. Lineage: Eukaryota; Metazoa; Chordata; Mammalia; Primates; Cercopithecidae. Bases 119 to 523 code for a protein of 134 amino acids. The record is from RefSeq and is a predicted model, not a curated record.
ACGAACCCGUGGUCAGAUGCAACCUCCUGCCUCAUGCAUUUUCCUCUUGGUGCUUUGGUCAGAACUUCCCCAAGUGGAGUGAAACUCAGGAGCUGAGAAACCGAGUCACUGUGAAAAGAUGGGAAAUUAUCUCCUGCGAAAACUCAGUUGCCUGGGAGAGAAUCAAAAGAAGCCCAGGAAAGGAAACCCAGAUGAGGAAAGAAAACGGCAGGAAAUGACUACAUUUGAAAGAAAACUUCAAGAUCAAGAUAAAAGCAAAGAAGUUUCAUCCAUUUCUAAUCAGGGAAACGAGAAUGGCAGUGGUUCUGAAGAAGUGUGCUACACUGUCAUUAACCACAUCCCCCAUCGGAGAUCUUCCCUGAGCUCCAAUGAUGAUGGCUAUGAGAACAUUGACUCCCUCACAAGGAAAGUGAGAGAAUUUAGAGAAAGGUCAGAGACAGAAUAUGCCCUUCUUAGGACUUCUGGUAGUAGGCCUUAUUCCUGUACCCAUGAGCAUGAUUACGAAGUUGUGCUUCCACACUGAAACCCUCAAGCCGCUUUAUCACCUUGCAGCAAUGAAGAUGAUGCAGAACAGCAGACUCUGGAGAAGUUCUUCACCCUGAGCAGUGCAUGAAACAUUCCUUUCUGGCUAACGUUUAGAAAUAUUAUCUUAUUAUAUAUCCUUAGGCAACUCUGAAAUGUGGCAUUUCUGUGGUUUAGGUGGAAUCAUAGAAAUUGAAACAAUGAUCUAAAAUAUUCUGUGUUUUUGCUUGUAAAGUUUGAGGACAUGGAGGUGAUAAAAAAAACUUUCUUAGGACAAUAAUGUAAAAUGAAAAUAAAUUCCUAAUCCCCCUGACUAACUGAAUGGACCCCCUUCUGGGCCAAGGAGACCUCAGAUGAUCUUGAAAGACUGAAUUCUGGCCAUGAUAGGAAGGGAGGUGAGACACACCUUGUUAUACCCCUUCCCUUUUGGAGUUUAGGCACCAGUGACCAGGAUGAGUCAUAAGACUGAUGAAACAGACUGAUUGUGGCAGUAAGAGUCCCAGUUCCAACCUGACUCUGGUGUAGAUCACACGCUGUCUGAGGGAUUCCAUCUAUGAGACUUUGUCUACAUAACAAAGACCUUGGUUUCCACAACCCCUUUAUUUUAGCUAAAGCAUUCUUUUCUACUGACUUCUUAAGUCUUUAGACAAAGCUUAACUCUUUCAACCAAGCCAAUCAGAAAAUAUUUGAAUUUGCCUAUGACCUGUAAGCUCUCUCCUGCUUCAAGGUCUUGCCUCUUUAAGCUGAACCAGUGUGCACUUUCCAUGUAUUGAUUUAUGUCUUUGCUUGUAACUCCUGUCUCCCUAAAAUGUAUAAAACUAAACGGUGACCUGACCACCUCAGGCACACUUUCUCAGGACCUCCUGAGAGUGUACCCCAGGCCAUGGUAACUCAUAUUGGCUCAGAAUCAACCUCUUUAAAUAUUUUACAGAAUUUGGCUUUUGGUUACCAAUAAAUCUCCACAAAUAAAUGUCCAAGAAUCUUCAAUUCCAACCCUGCUCACCAAAGUUCAAAUGCCAACUCCCCAUCCAAUUACCUAUUUCAUUUUUGAGGUGUAAUCUACUCAAUAAACUGUAUAAGACCAGUGA